UAAAUCAGUCAAACAAAACAAUGAACCGGUAUCUCUCCGUAGUCUCCAUCCUCGUAUCGGUCGUCGGAUCCAUAAAUUCCGAAGGAAAUGGCCCGAAACCUGUACCGCAGACCCCAAAGUCAAUGGGGAAUGAGUCGCAUAUAGCCAAUACUAUUGGACCAAGUCUCGAGAGCAUCCAAUCCGGCAAUGACACUGAUAUGUAUUAUGAGCAACGUUCUUUUUUAUCGACGGAGUUUUAUAGCGAGUGCGAUGACGCAAACCGGACGUUAAAAAAUUGUGAAACUUCGACAUGGAACGAAACUGAUGAGGGUGAAAAAGUUAAUGAAUUGCUUGGAGGUGCUAAAGAGGAAGUUCGGAUAGAAAUAUCUUCAACCACCCUUCAGCCAGAGCCUCCUCCCAUCUCCACCACCAACUUACCACAGCAAGAUCAACUGACAUAUUUAUCAACGAUUCCUAACCUGGAUACACUACUGCAUCUUGAGACGUGGCCAAAGUUAAAAUCCGGUCCUGAACUAACGACCAUUGCUUCCAGCUUAAAUACCCCCAGAAAAAACGAGACUGUGGAGAAAUUACAUCAAGAGAUCCCAUGGCCAGUGAAAAAAGAAGCGAUCGUCGAAGGGGAUAUAAUCCUCGGAGGUCUGAUGAUGGUUCACGAAAGAGAGGACAGUAUAACUUGCGGUCCGGUUAUGCCACAGGGAGGAAUCCAGGCCCUGGAAGCGAUGUUAUUCACCCUAGACCAAGUGAAUACUUCCCCGAUGCCACUCUUGCCUAAUAUUACUAUUGGGGCACAUAUCCUUGAUGACUGUGACAAGGAUACGUACGGGUUAGAGAUGGCGGUUGAUUUUAUUAAAGGAAGCAUAAGUAAUAUUGACGGAGCUGAAUACCACUGCAAUAAAACUCAAGUAAGAAAAGUAAUUUCCGGUGUAGUGGGAGCUGCCUCGAGUGUCACCUCCAUUCAAGUCGCAAAUUUACUUAGGCUCUUUAAAAUACCUCAGGUGUCGUUUUUCUCUACAAGUCCCGAACUAAGUAACAAGCAACGUUUCGAAUAUUUUUCACGUACCAUACCAUCUGAUCAUCAUCAGGUCAAGGCCAUGGUGGACAUCGUUAUGUUGAUGGGGUGGAGUUACAUAUCAAUCAUCUAUGAGGAAUCUAAUUAUGGAAUUAAGGCCUUUGAAGUUCUGGAGGAUUUACUGGUGAAAAAUAAAAUAUGCAUCGCAGUCAAGGAAAAGCUGGUUAAAGAUUCAGGAGUGGGGAAUGUAUCAGUUUAUGAUAAUAUCGUCCAGAAGUUACAGACAAAACCGAGAGCAAAAGGUUGCAUUAUUUUUGGUUCGGAUCAAGAAGUGGCUGAACUAAUGAAAGCAGUACGUAGAUGCAAUGCAACAGGGUGGUUUUCCUGGAUAGGUUCCGAUGGGUGGAGUGCCAGAUCUCUGGUAUCAGAAGGAAACGAAGCAGAAGUAGAAGGAACCCUUUCAGUACAACCCCAGGCCAACCCCGUCAAAGGAUUUAAAGAAUAUUUUCUUUCCCUAAACGUAGAGAAUAACCCACGAAACCCUUGGUUUAUUGAAUUUUGGGAGCAUCACUUUUCUUGUCGCUACCCCAAUAGCUCGAUAACUCCUUACAACAUGAGAUACGAGAGAAACUGCACUGGAAAGGAAAAACUCACCGAAGAAAACACUGUAUUUGAAGACCAACUGCAAUUCGUAUCUGAUGCCGUGAUGGCUUUCGCCUAUGCCAUAAGGGAUCUUCAUUCGGAGUUUUGCAAGAAGCCUGGACUAUGUGAUGCUAUGAAACCCACGAAAGGAAGCGACCUGCUGAAGUAUUUGCAUAAAGUUAGCUUUACAGGUUUAAGCGGGGAUAGAUUUCACUUCGACGAAAAUGGAGACGGGCCUGCCCGCUACAACAUUAUCCAUUUCAAACAAGUUUCCCCAGGGAAGUAUCAGUGGGUGCGAGUGGGCGAAUAUUUAGAAGGAACUUUAGAACUUAAUAUGUCAGAAAUACAAUUUAAGUUGGGCCAACCAAAACCUCCAGAGUCUGUGUGCAGUCUACCGUGUGCUGUGGGACAAGCAAAGAAGUAUGUGGAGAAGGAGAGCUGUUGUUGGCAUUGUUUUAACUGCACUCAAUAUCAGAUUCGCUCUCCCUUCGAUGCAACCCAAUGCAUAGCGUGUCCAAUGGGUGAACUGCCAGACCAUCAACAUGUCCGUUGUAUACCAAUUCCAGAAGAAUACCUGCAACCGGAUAGCGGGUGGGCUAUUGGAGCUAUGGCAUUUAGCUCUACAGGGAUGCUCAUAACCCUCUUUGUAUUUGGAGUUUUUAUUAAGCACAAUACCACUCCUGUGGUAAGGGCAGCUGGACGGGAACUCAGCUACACCCUACUAGCUGGAAUAUUGAUGUGCUACAGUGUCACUUACGCUUUGGUUUUGAAACCGACGGACAUUGUGUGUGGGAUCCAACGGUUCGGCGCGGGCUUUUGUUUCACCGUGGUCUAUGCGGCUUUACUGACGAAAACCAAUCGGAUAUCCAGGAUUUUUAAGGCGAGCAAACAUUCGGCAAAAAGGCCCAAUUUCAUUUCGCCUCGUUCGCAGCUUAUUAUUUGUACGGGAUUGGUUGGGAUCCAGGUCUUGAUAAAUGGUGUAUGGAUGAUCAUCUCACCUCCAAGAGCCAUUUACCAUUAUCCAACAAGGGAGGACAACCUUCUAGUAUGUUCGUCCUACAUAGACGCGUCUUACAUGAUCGCGUUCACAUAUCCAAUCUUCUUAAUUGUAAUAUGUACCGUUUACGCCGUGCUUACCAGGAAAAUUCCUGAGGCGUUCAACGAAUCUAAACAUAUAGGUUUUACUAUGUAUACCACCUGCGUUAUAUGGUUAGCAUUCGUACCUUUAUAUUUUGGUACAGCCAAUCACGUAGCUUUAAGGAUAACUAGUAUGUCCGUUACCAUAAGCUUAUCAGCUACGGUAACCUUAGUUUGCUUAUUUUCGCCAAAGCUCUACAUAAUAUUGAUAAGACCAGAACGUAACGUAAGACAAAGCAUGAUGCCAAUGCGAUAUAGCGCAAUUAACAAAAACUCUGUCAACACCGGCCCCGGAAGCAUGAUGGCCGCUGUUGUAGUCACUGCGGCAACAUGCGACCAGAACCAAAAAAUCCAAAAAGCUGUCACUCCUGUUGAAAACCGAGAGUUGAUAAUGGAAAAAAUCCAAGCGAAAGACAACAGCACCCAAACUAGUCCGGCGAGCAGCAUCAACAAUUUAAACGGCUGCUCCGUAGAUCCGAUAGCAAAAAUCAACAAUAAUUGCAACAUAAAUGGACCAGUGCCCCAAGUGGUACCGCACCAGAUAAAAGAGCUGAAUUUAUAGCAUCAGCCUGUUAGUAGGUCUUCCAGUUUAAGGGCGAAAAGUAGGAACCCUAUACAGGUUUAAAGGGAUGGGUCCAGGAAUGAUGAGGAUUUAUUUGUUCUAACAAAUUUUUGCUAGAAAUAUUUUAAGAUUAGGUAUAUAGGUACUGAAUUAAUUUUAUAAAGUCACUACAGUUCAUUGUAUUCAACGAUUUUGUUUUGCCAUGUUAAUACUAAGUUUGAAAUUUAAGAAAUUAGUGCUUACUUGAAAAUGUGAUUUCCUUAUUUUGAAUCGAACAUUUUGUACUUAUAUUUUUCCAAGAUUCAAUUACCAACUAUAUUUUUUAACUUUGCAGAAAAAGCAAAUAAAUACAUGAUUCCAUUGUCACCUGAUAAACUUUAAUGAUAAGAACAUAAAUUAUUGAAAAUUUGAAUAUUUAAAGAUGUACAGGGUCGGCUCAUUAUACUGUGGGUCAAAAAAUGGCACCUAAAUAGAAAAGUAAAGAAAGACAGGCAUCUAAAAUUAUAUUCUCUCAAAUUUUACCUAUUAUACUUAUUCAGAGUGUCUUAAUUAUGGAUUUGUUAGUUUAUAUUAUUUUAAUUUAGUUGUGAGGAUAUUUUGAGGCAUUGGAUGUAGGAAGUGCUAAAUGAAUUAAUCACAAGUGCCACUUUUUUGCUAUUAAAGCAAUAAAAAUGUUAAGUUAGCAAAAUUGUUCAUUUUUUAACGAUCUAGCGCCGUUAAUUACAUCCUAGACAGAGCGGUCCAAAAUCCAACGUUUUAAUUACUUUUCCAACCGAUUUUAACCUUAAAUUCUCAAUCAAUUUUUCCAAAUUUAAAACUAUUUUUUUUUAACUUGCAGAACAAAGGGAACAAAUAAAUACAUACGACCCCUCGAUAAACUUUAGUACUAAGAACAAUAAAGUUUAUUAAAGGUAAAAGGCAGACAUCUUACAUAAUAUUUUGAAUAUUAUUUAUGUAUAUACAGAGUAUCUCAAAUUUUAUUUUUUUUAAGAAAAAAUUUAAAAAAGAUUUUUCUAUGGAAAUAAAUAUAAGUAAGAUGCUAAUACGCCCAUCUCUGUUAAGCAUAUGAUGUCCGUCAUAAAUUUACGUCU
This is a messenger RNA of Anthonomus grandis grandis, 4441 nucleotides long. RefSeq names its product metabotropic glutamate receptor 2-like. Gene Ontology annotation, molecular function: adenylate cyclase inhibiting G protein-coupled glutamate receptor activity. The record is from RefSeq and is a predicted model, not a curated record. NCBI's taxonomy places the organism in Eukaryota, Metazoa, Arthropoda, Insecta, Coleoptera, Curculionidae. The coding region runs from base 21 to 3350 and encodes 1109 amino acids. Gene Ontology annotation, cellular component: membrane. The transcript is spliced from 17 exons. Gene Ontology annotation, biological process: G protein-coupled receptor signaling pathway.